AUGGCUUUUAAAGACUUGAUCAAUCACUCGUGGCAGGCUGAACCGCAAAAGCUGCUUCGCGAUGCGCCCAACACCACCCGUUCUUCGGCUCAGCUCUGGCUGGCCAAGAGCCUCAACGCCGUUUGUGCCAACAAAGACGGCACUUACGCCAUCGUGGGUGGCCGCGAAAUUUUGCAGUUGAUCACCUAUGAUGCCAACGCCAAUGAGCUCCUGGUGAAGAACAACCUGCGCCGUGGUCGCUCCAACUUGGACCAUAGCUGUAACGACAUUGCCUGGCAGACCAUUGGCAGCGAACAUGUUGCCACCGGUGCCGCCAGUGGCUCUGUCGUCCUCUGGGAUGUAAACAUAGCCGAGAAAGGCCCAAUCAACCGAACGGUACUUGAGGCGCAAGGCCGUGCCAUCAACACGGUUACUUUUUCGCCGACGCGAGCCACAGAGCUGCUGGCGGGUGGUCAGGGCGGCAUUUGCACGCUCUGGGACAUUCGUGGCCCCAGCGCCAGCGCGGCUUUCAAAACCAGAGAUCCCAUUCGCAAGCUUGCUUACUCGCCCAGCACGGACGGUGUGCAUUUUGCGGCUGCUCUCGAGUCGGGUGAGGUACACAUAUUUGAUGUGCGUCAAGAACGGCCGCUCCACCGCUUCAAGUCACAUCAAGGCCCCUGCUACGCCGUGGCCUGGCAUCCUACUACCAAGGGUCGCCUAGCAAGCGGUGGUCGUGACCAAAGCAUUCGCAUCCUGGACGUGGAAAACCCAACCUCGUAUGAUCGGCGCCUCUUCAGCAUCGCAUCGGUCCAGCAGGUUCUGUGGCGCCCCCUUUUCAAGGAUCAUCUAGCCAGUUGUGCCUUCAUCAAUGACCCGAUCAUCAAUGUCUGGAACCUGAGUCGCCCCUACUUUCCCACUCUACAACUCCAUCGGCCACGAGACAUGCGGCCCACCCCAAGCACCCCAGCCGCUGCGGCCUCGAUUGGCGAGCCCGUGUCUGGUUUCCUCUGGGGUCAAGAUGGACGUGAUGAUGGCUUGGUCGUUCGCCAUUCCAUUUCCAGCGGCUACGAACCUCGCCAUGAGCUGGAAGCGCAGUGCGCUGGCUUUGCCUGGGGCGCAGAUCUAGCCUUUGCUACCUUCAAAGGUAAUCAACCGGCUGCGGCCGCCGCAGCCAAGUCCACGGUGAAGCGACGCUCCCUCUUGCGUGACCGCGUGACUGUUGCCGACACCACCCCUAAACAAAUGGCGGAAAGCAUGAUUGAGGUCACAGUCCCCGUUCCACCCGAGACGGCCCCGCCCCCGGCAACCAUGCGCCCAUCAGCAACAUCGUCAUCGCAUGCCGUUCCCGCCAAUGCCAAAGCGGCCAGCAGUCAGCGCCACGCUCACAGCCAAAACAAAAAUGGCUCUCAGUCUUCGCUACACCCAACCUCGGACAAGCCUAACAGACUGGGCUGCUUGGAAAUGUCGCAAGCUGCCCAGAAACUCCUGUUGUCUGAGCAGGAGCGCUUGGCUGCCCUACGCUACCUCGCGUGCAACUACGUGCUGAAGGGCUACGAGCGCCGGGAACUUUGCAAACGAAACGCUGCCGUGGCGCGUGCGGUGGAGCGCGAGGAUCUCGCUUUGACGUGGGAGGCCUUGGCUGCUUGCUUGCUCGUAACAGCUGUAUCACCUCCGCGUCAAUCCUCGAUGGCCAAUUUGAAUUCCACCAGCGCUGCCCCAACAGCUCCCACAGAGCAACCUCGCGAGCCCGAGCAAGCAAAUCCAACGAUGCUCCACGAGGCUGAGUCAUCGCGAGACAUUGUUGUGUCUGACCUGAAAGAGGAGGAUUCUCCAUUUAGGCGUUUGGAAGGAGGCAAUAUCUGGCAGCAGAAGAUGAGUCUUCGGGUGGAGAAGAGGAAUCACUCCCUCAAGCGGCACACGAAUUUUUCUGUACCGGGUUCCGAGGGCUUUUUUGUGCCAGAAAUUCUAGCGCGCAACACGGGAUCGCGCAUUGUCAACCACAACGAAGUGCAGCAAGACUUUCCUGUUGGGUCCAUUUUAUCCGCGACGUUAUGCUUCUAUGCGGACCAGGGUGACGUGCAAAUGUGCUCCCACCUGUUGGUUGUUUUUGGCAACCAGGUGGAUGAAGGCUUUGAACCAGCUUUGCAACGACAAUGCAUCAUGGCUUAUGGUGAACAGUUGAUGCAGUUGGGCAUGUCUCUUCAGAGGACGGCGAUCCUCAAGGCCAGCACGCUAGAGGAGCUACGCGAUCUCAAUCCCCCCGCCAUGGGCCAGGAGUGCUUGACCUGCGUCGGCCCCAAGGGCGCCACUACCAUCCCAGCUGGCGGUGUCUGUCCGCUCUGUCGGCUUCCUUCCAUCUGUGCCAUUUGCCACCAGGUCGUCCGAGGCAUUGCCAGCUGGUGCCAAGCCUGUGCCCACGGUGGCCAUCAAGAGUGCAUGCGAGAAUGGUUUGCGAAGGAAAAUUUUUGUCCAACGGGCUGCAAUCAUUGCUGCCGGCCUGACCUCAUCAACGAUCGGGUGGCUAUGGCCUGAGAGCCGUGUUUGUCUGCUGCGGGCGGGAGGAAGGACCUUAGAUGUCGAGGCCCAGUUGCCAGUUGUCAAUGUAUGCGUUCGAAUUCAAGAUCACAUGGU
This is a messenger RNA of Monosiga brevicollis MX1, 2610 nucleotides long. RefSeq lists its product as uncharacterized. Gene Ontology annotation, molecular function: protein binding. Gene Ontology annotation, biological process: positive regulation of TOR signaling. The record is from RefSeq and is a predicted model, not a curated record. Bases 1 to 2511 code for a protein of 836 amino acids. The transcript has 17 exons. Lineage: Eukaryota; Choanoflagellata; Craspedida; Salpingoecidae.